CUCAAUGACACCCGGCAAGAAGUUACGGGGCCUCGUAGCUGCUACGAUCACUCCGAUGACCCCUGAUGGACAAAUUAACCUGUCAGUGAUUCGUCAGUAUGUGGAUUAUCUGGUAAGCGAGCAGAACGUGAAGAACGUUUUUGUGAACGGCACAACAGGAGAAGGGCUGUCCCUUAGCAUCCAGGAGAGGAAACAGUUGGCGGAAGAAUGGAUGUGCCAAGGAAAAGACAAACUGGAUCAUGUGAUCAUUCAUGUGGGAGCACUAAGUCUGCCAGAGUCCCAGGAGCUGGCAAGACACGCAGCAGCCAUAGGUGCUAGUGGUAUUGCUGUAAUAGCCCCCUUCUUCUUCAGACCCACAAACAAAGAUGAGCUGAUUGCUUUCUUACAGAAGGUUGCGUCCGAAGCCCCCGCGGUUCCAUUUUAUUACUAUCACAUUCCUCCUCUGACGGGUGUGAAGAUUCGUGUGGAAGAGUUGCUGGAUGGAAUAAAAGAGCAGAUCCCCACCUUCCAGGGCGUGAAGUUCAGCGACACGGACCUCCUGGACCUUGCACAGUGUAUAAACAAGAAUGAGAGAGAGCAGCUUGCAUUUCUUUAUGGGGUGGAUGAGCAACUGUUGAGUGCGCUGGCAGUAGGGGCAGAUGGAGCAGUUGGAAGUACAUACAACUAUUUGGGGCAAAAAACCAAUCUGAUGUUGGAAGCCUUUGCAAAGCUGGACCUUCCAUUAGCACAGAAGUAUCAGUUUCUCACUGGGGAAUUUCUCAACUUUGUCAUCAAACUAGGUUUUGGUGUUGCCCAGAGUAAAGCUGUCAUGACUUUCGUUUCUGGCAUUCCCAUGGGACCUCCACGGCUUCCGCUUGCCGACGCCUCCGCGGAGUUCAUCGCCCAGGCCAAAGCCAAGCUGGAGAGCAUUGCGUGGCCAGAUGGCGACUGACGCUCGCUUCCCUGUCGAGGCGGAAUCGGCGGCUCCUUUCCUGGGA
Opisthocomus hoazin is the source of this 977-nucleotide messenger RNA. Lineage: Eukaryota; Metazoa; Chordata; Aves; Opisthocomiformes; Opisthocomidae. The record is from RefSeq and is a predicted model, not a curated record.